AUGUUAUAUAUUUUAGGUCUUGCCCCCAAAUGUCCUCUCUUGAAAGUUCAGAGAGGGACUGUCCAUAAAGCCUUCAUAAACAAGCCUUUCAAGAUCUCCUGCAAUCUGACAUAUUGUGAUGAACAGACAAUCAAUGUGACAUGGACCAAAGAAAACAUGAAAGAAUGGAUUUCAAUAUCUGGAGCAGAUCAAAUGUCAACAUCACAGAACUAUUCAUCAUCUGAUCCAAAUAUGUUGACUUCAUAUUUAACUUUCACAAAUAUAUCAAAGCAUCAUGAAGGCUCUUACAGAUGUGAACUAACGUUACCACACCUCUCUAUAUAUAGCCAUCAUAUCAAUGUUUCUGUCUCAGAUAACAUCCUGGAAUAUGAAUUGACAAUAGAAAGAGACAACACUGAUAGCAGCUCUGGUUCAUAUCCAUGGUGGCUGCCGUAUCUCUUCAUCUGUUUGGGUGUGCUGAUUCUGGUUCUUAUAGUAAUGCUCAUCUCGAUCCUGUGUAUUAACGGAUUUAAAAGUUUGAACGCAAAGAGAUCGCAGGUUCAGAACUCAGAAGAACUACAGCAGCACUCUCGUAACAGCAACACAUGUAAUUUAACAUUACAACCCGGACAGUCUACAUCACACCUGUCAGACUGUAGUGAUGAUCCUUUGUCUAACAGGAAAGAUAGCAGAUCAAGUCAGGUUGUAUAUGCAUCUCUGCAUCACCUCGCACCAACACCAUCAUCUGCCACAUCUCGUCAGACACAGGAGGAGUUUUCAGAGUAUGCAUCUAUCCGGGUCUCCUGA
Molecule: messenger RNA, 786 nt
Organism: Sinocyclocheilus rhinocerous
Lineage: Eukaryota; Metazoa; Chordata; Actinopteri; Cypriniformes; Cyprinidae
Product: B- and T-lymphocyte attenuator-like
Exons: 5
Coding region: 1-786 (261 amino acids)
Biological process (GO): immune response-regulating cell surface receptor signaling pathway
Cellular component (GO): plasma membrane
Molecular function (GO): signaling receptor activity
Source: RefSeq, a predicted model, not a curated record